AUGCACACGCAGUUCCCUGAGUUCGAAGGUCAGGAUUUUGGGAUCUCUGGGGUAUGUAGAGCAGAUUCUGGUGCAAGCGUACGGAGUCCAGUGUUUGGACUAGUGUGUGCUGAGGCUUGGAAGGUGGACUUGUCCCAGUCUUGUGUAAAUGCGGGAUUUAUGCUUGGAACAAUAUUCCUGGGUUUUGCAGCAGACGUUUAUGGCAGAAAAAAAUGCUUCCUGUUUUCCGUUUUUACAACCUCAGUUGCUGGGCUCGCUGUGGCGUUUGCUCCAAGUUACCUUUGGUUCAUCAUCUUCCGCACUCUGCAGGGAUUGCUCAGCAAGGGUGGUUGGCUGAGUGCCUAUGUCUUAAUUACAGAAAUUGUCGGAAUGGAGUACAGAAGAACAGUGGGGAUUGUGAACCAGAUGUGCUUCAGUGUUGGGAUGAUACUACUUGCUGCUGUCGCACUUUUUAUACCAGCCUGGAGAGGUUUACAGUUGGCAGCCACCAUACCAAACUUUGCCUUCCUCACCUACUACUGGCUGAUGCCGGAAUCUCCGAGGUGGUUGCUGUCUCAAAAGAAACACGAUGAGGCCCAAAGAAUUCUACGGAAGAUGGCAAAAAAGAACAAAAAGCACAAUUUCUCGACAGAUGUUGAGACAGUUCAAAUUGAAGAUUGUGCUGAAACAUUGAAGAGGCCCUCAGCUAUAGACUUGGUAAAAACACCACAGAUAAGGAAGCAUACUCUUAUUCUGAUGUUCAACUGGUUUUCAAGUGCUGUGGUGUACCUCGGGCUUGUCAUGCGUUUGGGGGUUAUGGGAGGAAACAUUUACAUCAAUUUUGUCAUCUCAGGAGCUGUGGAACUACCAGCUGCAAUCAUCAUUAUUCUUGUUAUUGACAGAGUUGGGCGUCGCCUUCCCUUUGCAGGGGGCAAUUUUCUAGCAGGUGCAUCCUGCCUGAUAACUGCCUUCAUUCCUGAUGAUCAAUUCUGGCUGAAAGCAGUAAUCUCAUCUUUGGGCAAACUAGGGAUUACGGUGGCCUUUUUAAUGGUCUGUUUUGUAAAUACCGAAUUAUAUCCAACAUUUUUAAGGAACUUUGCGGUUUCAGUGUGCUCAAUACUGUGUGAUUUUGGGGGAAUCAUAGCACCAUUCCUACUGUACAGGUUGGCAGUGUUCUGGACCGAAAUGCCCCUUGUGGUUUUUGGAGUGAUUGCUUUGAUUGCUGGUAUACUCGUCUUGUUUCUACCUGAAACCAUGGGGAUUACCUUACCAGAGACCAUUGAAGAGGCCGAAACCAUUGGACGAGAGAAGAAAGCAGCCCCAAAGACAACCUAUGAGCUGGUUACUGCACAUCCUCCAGCAGAGACAAAUAACAACAAGUGACCUGCUUCAGAGAAGAACAUCACUUCCUGAAUUAGAUUAAUAUGUUCAACAUUAGUACUGACAUUAUUUAACUGUCAAUAAUAUGGAAUACUGUGUGCACAAUGUUCAAGGCAUGCAUCAUCAUGUCCUAUUAGAAAAAACGCUCAGUUUUUUGUAAUCAUAAACAUUGGAGAUUAAAAUAUAUGAUUCUGCUCACUGUAUAUAGAACCCUCAUAAAGUUAUAGGGAUAUACAGCACGGAAACAGACCCUUUGUUCUAACUCAUCCAUGCCGACUAGAUAUACUAAAUUAAUCUAGUCCCAUUUGCCAGCAUUUGGACAAAUCCCUC
Chiloscyllium plagiosum (whitespotted bambooshark) is the source of this 1689-nucleotide messenger RNA. The record is from RefSeq and is a predicted model, not a curated record. NCBI's taxonomy places the organism in Eukaryota, Metazoa, Chordata, Chondrichthyes, Orectolobiformes, Hemiscylliidae.